Messenger RNA from Rhizophagus irregularis DAOM 181602=DAOM 197198, 682 nucleotides. The record is from RefSeq and is a predicted model, not a curated record. Lineage: Eukaryota; Fungi; Glomeromycota; Glomeromycetes; Glomerales; Glomeraceae.
AUUAUCACCAAAAUCUGAAUUUUCACUUGAAAAAAUUAAUACAAAUAAUAAUGAUCCAAAUAAUCCUUGGAAUUUAGCUCCUAGUUAUAGUAUGGAAAUAUAAACUCCAAUCCAUUUAUGAUUCAAACACCUGAUAAAAAUACAAAUAUGUUUACAGAUAUUAGAACUUCCUUAUUUGCUAUGGUUUUACUUUUAGCAGGUGAUUUAAGUGCAUUGUCCAAUUGGUCAUAUAUAGACAAUCCAUCAGUUACAAUAUUGAUUGUUUUAUUUUCCAUCUUAAUUGCUAUGUAUCUUAUGAACUUAUUAAUUGGAAUGCUCAAUAUAGCAAUUAACGAAGAAGAUAAUAGAGUCUCAUAUUUGAUAUGGAAGGCAGAAAUUUUGGCUGAGAUUGAGUUAUUUUACCUAUUACCAAAUCAGAGACGUUGGAAAACAUGGUUUCCUGAAGUAAUACAUUAUUAUGCUGAUGUUGAAAAGACUCGAACAGAAAUUAAAAGAUUGAUUAAAGAGGGUGAAUGGGAUAAUAAGAAAUUCAUGCAAGAAAAACUAUUAGAGAAACUUCAUAUUGAAAAUAAUCUUAAUGACAAUAAGGUAAUAUUAGAGAAAGUAAAAUCUAAUGAUGAGUUAGAGAAAUUAGAAGAGAAAUUAGAGAAAUUAGACAAUUAAUUUUAUAUUAGUUUUAUAA